GGAUGUCGGUGGUACCCGCGGAGACGGCAGUGCGGCAAAUCUGCGACACGUAUAACUAUUUGGCCAGGGCCGGCACCUUUUUCUUGCAGAAACUCUGGGAAAUAUAGAAACUUUUGUGUUCCCCGUCUCUCUCCCUCUGUCUUCUCCGCCACGUCUUGCUCGUGCCGCACAGCUCCCGGUCGUUCGGAAUUCUGUGGCAUUGCGGUCGUCCGCUACGCUCGGCUCCCGUACCCCUCGAUUUUAUUAAGAAUCUCACCCGAAAAAAUGGCCAAUUCUCCCCACGGCGGCGUCCUCAAGGACCUGCUCGCGAGGGACCUGCCCCGCCAUGCCGAGCUGUCGGCCGAAGCAGAGACUCUGCCGGCCCUUGUCCUCACCGAGCGCCAGCUUUGCGAUCUCGAGUUGCUGCUCAACGGCGGUUUCUCUCCGCUCGAAGGUUUCAUGAACGAGAAGGACUACAAUGGAGUCGUCAAGGAGAACCGCCUUGCCAGUGGCGUCCUCUUCAGCAUGCCCAUCACCCUCGACGUAAGCCAGGAGACCAUCGACGAGCUCUCGAUCAAGCCCGGUGCCCGGAUAACGCUGCGCGACUUCCGUGACGAUAGCAACCUGGCCAUCCUCACCGUCGAGGACGUUUACAAGCCCGACAAGGCGCUGGAAGCCAAGGAGGUUUUCGGAGGCGAUGAGGAACACCCCGCGAUUCGCUACCUCUUCAACACCGCCAAGGAGUUCUACGUCGGCGGCAAGCUCGAGGCCGUCAACAGGCUGCAGCACUAUGACUUUGUCGAGCUGCGAUACACUCCCGCCGAGCUCCGUGCUCACUUCGACAAGCUCGGCUGGACCCGGGUGGUCGCCUUCCAGACCCGGAACCCGAUGCACCGCGCCCACAGGGAGCUGACCGUCCGCGCUGCUCGGUCUCACCAUGCCAACGUGCUCAUCCACCCCGUCGUGGGCCUGACGAAGCCCGGCGACAUCGACCACUUCACCCGUGUCCGGGUCUACAAGGCUCUCCUGCCCCGAUACCCCAACGGCAUGGCCGUCCUCGGCCUGCUGCCCCUGGCCAUGCGCAUGGGCGGGCCCCGCGAGGCCAUCUGGCACGCCAUCAUCCGCAAGAACCACGGGGCGACGCACUUCAUCGUCGGCCGCGACCACGCCGGCCCCGGCAAGAACAGCAAGGGCGUCGACUUCUACGGCCCCUACGACGCCCAGCACGCCGUCGAGAAGUACCGCGACGAGCUCGGCAUCGAGGUGGUGCCGUUCCAGAUGAUGACGUACCUGCCCGACAGCGACGAGUACGCGCCGGUCGACCAGAUCCCCCAGGGCGCCCGGACGCUCAACAUCUCGGGCACCGAGCUGCGCGCGCGCCUGAGGAGCGGCCGCGAGAUCCCCGAGUGGUUCUCGUACCCCGAGGUCGUCAAGGUGCUGCGGGAGUCGCACCCGCCGAGGUCGAAGCAGGGCUUCACCGUCUUCCUGACGGGCUACCAGAACAGCGGCAAGGACACGAUCGCGCGGGCGCUCCAGGUCACGCUGAACCAGCAGGGCGGCCGUUCCGUGUCCAUGCUGCUGGGCGAGACGGUCCGGCACGAGCUGUCGUCCGAGCUGGGCUUCAGCCGCGAGGACCGCGACAAGAACAUUGCCCGCAUCGCCUUUGUGGCCUCGGAGCUGACGAGGUCCGGCGCCGCCGUCAUCGCCGCGCCGAUCGCGCCCUUUGAGCAGGCCAGGCAGCACGCCCGCGAGCUGGUCGAGAAGUACGGCGACUUCUACCUCGUCCACGUCGCGACCCCGCUCGAGUACUGCGAGAAGACGGACAAGCGGGGCAUCUACAAGAAGGCGCGCGCCGGCGAGAUCAAGGGCUUCACCGGUGUUGACGACCCCUACGAGCCUCCCUCCAAGCCCGAUCUCGUCGUCGACUGCGAGAAGCAGUCGGUGCGGUCCAUCGUGCACCAGAUCGUCCUCCUGCUCGAGAGCAAGGGUCUCCUGGAUAAGCUCUAAAGAGGGAGCAAACAAAUAGUUACUCUCGUGUUAUGGUACUGGAUGUCGAACACCACCCCCAUGACACGCAUCCGCAUCCCGCCCCGGGCGGAGCCGUGUCAAACAUACGAAUCGCUUUUAGCGGCCGCGGGGGGCGCGAGUUCGCCGUGAGAGAGGGGUGCAGCGGGGGAUGGAGUU
Thermothelomyces thermophilus ATCC 42464 is the source of this 2163-nucleotide messenger RNA. RefSeq lists its product as uncharacterized. The record is from RefSeq and is a predicted model, not a curated record. Gene Ontology annotation, molecular function: ATP binding; adenylylsulfate kinase activity; sulfate adenylyltransferase (ATP) activity. Gene Ontology annotation, biological process: sulfur amino acid metabolic process. The coding region runs from base 265 to 1986 and encodes 573 amino acids. The transcript is spliced from 5 exons. Gene Ontology annotation, cellular component: cytoplasm. Lineage: Eukaryota; Fungi; Ascomycota; Sordariomycetes; Sordariales; Chaetomiaceae.